AUGGAUCCUCCUAGAAACCGAAAACAACGGAGGGUAGCUGCUGCUGCUGCCUCCUCAUCGAAUGACUCGACCUUUGAUCUGUCCUCGAUUCCCCUGGCCCACCCGCCCCGUGAUACCCCGGAGAAAAGGAAUGGAAAAACUUUAGUGGAGUUGAUUGCCGAACGACAGCUGGAGCUCCAAUCUCAAGGAAGCAAGUCGAGUGGGACAAACGAUGCAGUUCCGGAGUUAGGAACACGAUUUGUGACCGUCGAUCCAUCGACCGGGGAAAUGUUCGACUUUGACGCGUCGAAGCACAAUCCAGGAUCGGCCCAGGAGAUAGAGGAGGAGGGAGAGGAUGGCGAGAACAAGGAAGAGCCUCCGAUUCCACCACUUAUCGACACGCUCUUACUCUCGUUUCCUCUGACGACGCUCCAUUUGACGCUAGCCUACCUUGCUGCUCAUCAGUACGCGGAGAAGGUCCAGAUGGAUAUGCUACUGCGCGAGUCAGCGUUUGUGACUUUUCCAGUGUUGACGUUUCUGAUUCAUCUCGCCCAUGGACAUAUCGUGACGUUGAUAGGAGGAAAAAAGGGAGGGGAUAACGAGUCGGUGUCACUGUUCCCAUGGAGUCGGGACAAACUGUCGCUGGCGUUUCUUCGAAGGCUGGUUUUUCCGCCGGCGUGGCGGACUUUAGUAUUUCUCCCGAUCGCGGUGUUCCUCGGAGCCAGGUUGAUGGCUAUCACGAACGAGGAGCCGUACUACGCGGUCAUGAAGCGGGCUCCGGCCCUGGGGACCAUCUGGGUGUGGACCAUUCUGGAGAUUCCGCUGGGGGCAGCGAUUCUGGGAGCGCUGGGACCGAUGGUUUGGGGCAUUUGGUGGAAGGGGUACAGCAUACUGUAG
This is a messenger RNA of Aspergillus tanneri, 876 nucleotides long. RefSeq lists its product as uncharacterized. The record is from RefSeq and is a predicted model, not a curated record. Bases 1 to 876 code for a protein of 291 amino acids. Lineage: Eukaryota; Fungi; Ascomycota; Eurotiomycetes; Eurotiales; Aspergillaceae. The transcript has a single exon.